Messenger RNA from Paramecium sonneborni, 1044 nucleotides. Lineage: Eukaryota; Ciliophora; Oligohymenophorea; Peniculida; Parameciidae. The record is from the annotation of a GenBank genome assembly.
AUUUUACAUUCUCUUAUGAAUUUACAAAACCUUAUGUAAUAAUUAGGUACAUAACCUAAUAUUUCACCUGAUGCAUCUAUUCCAGAUACCGCUGAAUAAGUUACUAUUAGUGCACUAGCUUUAAUUAAAAUGCUUAAAGUAAUUCAAAUCAAUCAACUCUCUAGCAUGCUCGCGCAGGUAUACCAUUUGAAGUUAUGGGUCUUCUUUUGGGUGAUAUUGUUGAUGAUUAUCAUAUUAGAGUCUAUGAUGUAUUCUCUAUGCCUUAAACUGCCAGUAGUGUCUCCGUUGAAUCUGUUGAUCCCAUUUUCUAAUAAAAAAUGGUUGAACUUCUUAAUCUAACUGGUAGAAUGGAAAAUUGUAUUGGAUGGUAUCAUUCACAUCCAUCUUAUGGUUGUUGGCUUUCUAGUGGUAUCAUAUUAAUUAUUAUUAUCACUCCAUAGUUGAUAUCAAUACAUAAUAGUCAUAUGAAUAAUUGAAUAAAAAAUCUAUUGCUGUCGUUAUAGACCCUAUUUAAUCUGUUAGAGGAAAAGUUGUCAUUGAUGCAUUUAGACUCAUUCCUUAAUAAAGUAUUAUCGCAUAAUAAGAGCCACGAUAAACUACAUCUAAUACUGGAUAUCUAUAAAAACCUGGACUUGAAGCACUUUUAAGAGGACUCAAUAGAUACUAUUAUUCCAUUAACAUUAAAUUUAAAUGCAAUGAUCUUGAAUAAAAAAUGCUUCAAAACUUAUAUAAAAAUAGUUGGACUGAAGGAUUAAAGUAAUCGAAUUGCUAUGUUUAGAUGCAAUUCCGCGUUCGAAAAUAGCAAUAGAAAUGAAUUUUGUGUAGAAGAGAUGUCGAAAUUGGCUACUGAAUAUAAAAAAUUAAUUGGUAAUUAAUUUUUUAAUUUUUAGAGGAUGAAGCAAAAAAAGGAGAAUAAGAAACCAAGAUUAAAAAUACAGGAAAGAAAGAUCCAAAGAAACACCUUGGUCUGAAAGUUGAUGAAUUGUUAGAUGAAAAUCUAAAUGCAAUAUUAGGAAGAAUGAUGGGUACAAAAGCAUUUUGAUC